Messenger RNA from Zootoca vivipara (common lizard), 13167 nucleotides. NCBI's taxonomy places the organism in Eukaryota, Metazoa, Chordata, Lepidosauria, Squamata, Lacertidae. The record is from RefSeq and is a predicted model, not a curated record.
UCCAGCGUGAAUACCCGCCUCCCUUUCUUUGGCAAACUUUGCUCGGGGUGUGUUUGGGAGACGGUGGGCGUAAAAAGGAGGGUUGCUUGCGUUUUCUUUUAUGCGCGUUAAGUUGAGAGAGGGGGCAGGGAGUCUCCUCUUCCCUUUCUUUCUUUCUUUCUUUCUUUCUUUCUUUCUUUCUUUCUUUCUUUCUUUCUUUCUUUCUUUCUUUCUUUCUUUCUUUCUUUCUUUCUUUCUUUCUUUCUUUCUUUCCUUCCUUCCUUCCUUCCUUCCUUCCUUCCUUGUUUGGUUCCUGCUAGAUUCCGAUCGAAGUCUAGGAUUACACUGCAAAACCCCAGCCGCUUUCCUCCUGCUCCCUCCUCCUCCUUUUCCAAAGUUGUGUUUUGAUUCGGAGAGGAUCGCCCGUCUUUCUCUCUUUCCCCGUCCCUUGGCACCCCCUCCCUCGCCAAUGACAUCUCUCAUCCUCGCGUCACCCCUCUGAACUGCAGCCGUUGCGCUGAAAUCAGAUGCGCUCCCCAAAGUAAUUUUUAAGGGGCACCCUCCUGGCGCAAGUUACAAGGUCCGGAAUUGCUGCCUUAGUUUGGUGAGCAAAGCUGCGGGCCUGAUAUUUCGGGGUGCCGUUUUGAGGGGUGUGUGUGUGUGUGUGCGGGAAUUAUUCAAUUUCAGUUCCAACCCCCCCAUCCUUCUCUCCAUGAGGCUGCUUAAUAAAACCAACUGUUGCUUCCAGUAGCCCUGGCCAGCUGUCACUGGGGCUGUCCGCUCCCCCCCCCCAGGCCACCGCCUGCGACAAGGGUGGAAGGGAAGAGGUUUCCCUCUGGUCCUGUAAAGCCCCACGUUCUUCUGGAAAAGCACCCCUAUCCCCCCCACCCAUUUUCUAUUUUCGUCUCUCCUACUUUGACUUACUUUCUGGAAGAAACGUUUCAUGUGUAAAUGGGGGGGGGGCAUGCUCUGGUCAUAUAGGCAUCCCAGGGUUUAGGUUGGUGGUUCUUCCUGACUUUCUCAUCACUAAAUGCUUUUGCAGCACCUCCCAUUUAAGGAUUUUUUCCUGUUGUUUUUUUUUUAGAGGGGGAAGAAGUCUUUGGACGGGUUGCUGCACAUUCUUUUUAAAAAAAUCUGUGGGCCUUGUGGAUCUUUCUCUCUUUCCGGAACUUGGAAGAAAAGGCUGAUAUGUUUGCUCUGUGCCACGUGUGGGUGUGGUUGGCGCUUCUGGUGCCUUCAGAAGUCAGCUUUGCAGUUCGCUUUAUAUUAUUAGUGGGUGGCGGUGUGUGUGUGGCGGCAAACCCAACCACCACUUCAGUUUCAUCGCCGCCAUCCCCUUUUCUUUAUUUCAAGAUAACUGUCGGAAGAAAUGCCUUGGGUCAUGUCACCUCCCUCGGCAAGAUUGCAGUCACUGUCCUUUGCAGGGAAUCUCGGUGUCCAAAUAAAAGACAGCGGAGCCAGCGGCGUCCGCCUUGCCAAGCUGCCAGCGGUUGGUCGACCCGUGGGUGGAAAAACAAGACCGUGGCUUAGCUUUCAAGAGGACGUUUCCAACUCGGUCUGUGUUUUUGCAAAGUCUGAGCAGUCUUGUGGGUGUGAAAUUGGAGCCGUGGCUCUUGCAUUUUUGUGCCCAAGUCUCCAUAGCUUGGGAGAUCCAGUCUUGCGGUGCUGCUGCUGCUGCUGCUGCUGCUUUGGGACUUGGUGGCCAGUUGGGGAGUGAUUUUUGUGUGCAUCUAGUGCCCGAUGGUUGGCAUUGUGCAUGGCCCAGGCCCACAAAGAGCGUGCAAGGUGGCUUUUGCAAAGGGUGUGAAGAAUAGCUUCCUUGGUGCCUGGGUGGUGCUUUGUUUUCUUGAGGUGCUCAGCGGUAGGGUGCAAGCUUGAGGCUGGUACCAGUUGACUGCUUUUCUGUUUUAAAGAAAUGAAAGAAACCAGACUCUGGUUGGGUGCUUAGCUGUCAUCGGGGAAAGGUAAACCCUUAAGAAGGGGAGCAGCCAUCCAUUGAGAUGAAUUAUCAGCUGGCAGGACUUCAAAGUCAGGAGGAAAAAGAAAAGCAUGCAUAGUGUGUGGACAUGCCUGUGCCUUUUUUUUUUUUUUCCAUAUCAGCCUUGGAACUUUGCUCAACUUGGUUGUUAACUAUAUAACACAUCCUAGUGCGUUGAGAAGUCCAAGUUCUAAUCAUGCUGCGUUUCCCUUUCAGCCCUGCGCACUCUUUAUCGUGGUUUUUUUUUUUAAUCUUUCGUUGUGUUUCUUAAUAAUGAUAAAGCUUAGGACGUAUGCAGUGCUUCAGAGCGUUCAAAGUGCUUCAAACCAUGAUCCUUGCAGCAGCCCUGUAAAGUCAGUUUUGUACCUAUGUGGCAGAUGGGGAGGGAGGAAGAACGCAAGCUUGCCUACCAAAUUCUGUCUGGAGAUCUGAACCAAAGGCACCUUGCAUUCUUAACCACUUUCUGAGGAAUCCUGAGGUGGAGGGGCUUUCUUUUUUGGGGUGUGUGGGUUGGAGCAGAAGGGACGGAUCCAGUGGUUGAAGAAUCAGUACAGUGGUACCUUGGGUUACAAACACUUCGGGUUACAGACUCCGCUAACCCGGAAGUAGUACCUCAGGUUAAUAACUUUACCUCAGGAUGAGAACAGAAAUCGCGCAACAGUGGCACGGGAGCAGCGGGAGGGUCCCAUUCACAUUAGCUGAAGUGGUACCUCAGGUUAAGAACAGUUUCAGGUUAAGAACGGACCUCCGGAACGAAUUGAGUUCUUAACCAGAGGUACCACUGUACAGUACUUCUAUCAGGCAUGCCAGCUUGCUCUGUCCAAGGUAGGAGAUGGGUUUGGAGAGGAUUUUCUCCCUUUUCCUUGCUUCCUGUUUUUUGCUUUUAACCGCUCCCUCGUAUUGACAUUCAUUGGGUUGGGAAUCACUGGGCCAGCUCCAGGGUUGAUGUGUGAACGGGUUUUUCCCCCCAUUCUGAGGUGCAUGUUGGGAAUUCAGGGCCUCCCAUUGUCUGCUGCCAACACCCAAACCCUAUUGUUUGUGCCCGUGAGGUUUUUCCACUCGAGUUCUGGAUGCGAGUGCUGCCCCAUUGAUGGCAUUCCUUUCCACAUGCUAAGUGGCACUCAAACUGGAUCUUUAGGUCCCUCCUAAUGUAGCUUUAGGGACCCAGGUGGCGCUGUGGUUAAACCACUGAGCCUAGGGCUUGCUGAUCAGAAGGUCGGCGGUUCGAAUCCCUGUGACGGGGUGAGCUCCCGUUGCUUGGUCCCAGCUCCUUGCAACCUAGCAGUUCGAAAGCACGUCAAAAUGCAAGUAGAUAAAUAGGAACCGCUACAGCGGGAAGGUAAACGGCGUUUCCGUGUGCUGCUCUGGUUUGCCAGAAGCGGCUUUGUCAUGCUGGCCACAUGACCUGGAAGCUAUACGCCGGCUCCCUCGGCCAAUAAUGCGAGAUGAGUGCGCAACCCCAGAGUCGGUCACGACUGGACCUAAUGGUCAGGGGUCCCUUUACCUUUUAAUGUAGCUUUACACUGCAUUCUACAAACUACAUUAUAAAGAGCUCUUCUGCUAGUUCUAUUCCUCUCCCAUCCCGUUCUUCUCUUUAAAAAGAAAGAAAGCCUUCUUUUCUGUUACUUUUCAGGUAGUUCGAUAGGACCCAGAAGAGUUUGAAACGAUAUGUUCUAUAUAUUUUUUUAUUCCAUGUGUGUAGAACAGAGUAAAGCAGUAAUCUUCCAGGUUUCAGGGAUCUCUUCUCCAGACAGCAAAACAUUUUGCUUUUUUGUGUUUCGUUCUUUAAAUGAAAAUGACCGAAGGGGUGUUCGAAAUAAAACACGUACCAAUGGAACUGUAUACAGUAGUGCACAUUGCACGAAAACCUUCAGAGUCAUAUUUGGCACCUGAGCUCCUAAGGAAGGGCCUGCAUUUAGCUGUCUUGAAUAUGCGAGACCCCAGUGGGGAAGCAAGUGCCUUUCGAAUCAGUGUGGCUUGCUUCCUCUUAAUCCCUUCUGAGAUUGCAAAAGAAACCAGCUCCUUGUGUGUUGAGCUGUGUGACCUUGCGGGAUCAGUUGAGUUAAAUGCUCACAAUUUAUGCCAGUUAUGCACUUGGUUCAUACCAUAAAGGCAAACAAAAAACAUGAGGCCAUCAAAACAGCCUUGUGGACUGGUAUCAAUGGUCCGUCUAGUGAGUCUAGCACUCUUGCUUCCAAUGGUGUGGCUAAUAGCUAGAUACUCCUUGGGGGAGCUCACGAGGAAGGCAAGACUGAGAUGGCCGUUCCUGUUUGUUCCCGAUGCCUUUUGAUUAGAGGAAUAGUGCUCCUAAAGUUGGAUGUUCCAUUUUCAGCUUUCAUGGGAGGCAUAGGAGUAGAGUGCGAAAAUACAAGCCUGCCCAGGCUGCGCAGAAACACAAACCAAAUUGGGAAUGUCCUCUUGAAAAAUAGAAGAAGCCGCUGUUUUCCAUGAUUUUGUCUAAUCCUCCUUUUUCUAAAAGGCGUGUUAGUUUGUGGCCUUCAUAUGUUGUGGAAAUAAAAUCCAUCAGCUAAUUAAUUAUACGCUGUAUGAAGAAACACUUCCUAUUGCUUGUCUGACAAGUUUGAUUGUGUGUGAAGAAUAUUCUUGGAAAGAGAGGUCCACAACUUCUUUCCAGAAGACCCAAUGCCAGAAGGUUCAUAUAGGGCUGCAUUUACGCCAAACAUUUAAAGUACAGUGGUACCUCUGGUUAUGAACUUAAUUCGUUCCGGAGGUCCGUUCUUAACCUGAAACCGUUCUUAACCUGAGGUACCACUUUAGCUAAUGGGGCCUCCCGCUGCCGCUGCGUGAUUUCUGUUUGCAUCCUGAGGUAAAAGUUCUUAACCCGAGGUACUACUUCCGGGUUAGCGGAGUCUGUAACUCGAAGUGUUUGUAACCCGAGGUACCACUAUACAUUGCAUCCACGCAUAGAAUCCUGGGAACUGUAGUUUACCCUUCACAAAGCUAUGCUUCUCAACUUGCGGGGUUGUUUGUGUGCCACCAGCUCCCUGGGUGCAGAAUCUCUAUCCCCUCACCUCUUUUCCUAAUUUUUAUUCAAACAGACAGACAAAAACAGCAAGCUAAAGGUAAUAAUAAAGUCAUAAAAGCAGGGAGAAUAAAAAUACAAUAUCUUAAUUUAAUAAUAAUCGUACAAAACUUUAAAAAGAAUAAGUGGCAUAAAGCAGUGGUCAUCAACCCCCGGGCCAUGGACCGGUACCGGUCCAUGGAUCAAUUGGUACCGGGCCGCCCAAGGAACAUUAAAUACAAUUAAAUUAAAAUUAUUAAAUCAAAACAAUCUAAAUAAAAUAUAAACAAUCAACGUCCCCCCCCCCCCAGCGGGCCGCAGUAAAAUUACCAAGCGUUGACUGGUCCACGGCGAUAAAAAGGUUGGGGAGCACUGGAUAAAGUAUAUUCCGCGGUGAAAUACAAGGUUCACAUUUGAACCAAACAUACCAAAUAUUAAUGAAUGUUGCCAAAUAAACUCAAAUUCAGUGAGAUUGGUUAUAUAAAUCACAAACGGGGCCACCAAGCAAAAGCAAAGUUGGAGGGGUCUGCCAUCCCCCCUGCUGGCACAUGUUUUAUUUGUCAGGAUUUUUUUUCCAGAAAUGACAAUGAACAUGCCUUUUUUGAAACCAUAGAUCCAUAGACUAACAAGAUGUGUCCUCGCACCCUUGAGAGAUCGCUAGGCGAGCGGCAAACAACAGCUCCAGUUCUGACGUUUGGAGUGGACCUGUUUGCCUUCCCCUACAUGCCUGCUUUGGAGGGCCUCACUCAAGGAGAUCACCUUUGAAGCCUCGGUGCUUGCUUCUUCUUGCGUGAGCGGUCAACCCGUGGACGGAACGUGCUGGGUGCCCCCUGCCUGGCCCCUCGGAAAGGGAGGCUGCACUGACGCCGAAUCGAGUCGUUGGCAGUCCUGGAUAAAUAAGACUUCAGUUGCAAUUGCUCCCUACUCAGCCCCUAUGUGAAUCCCUUUGCCCGAGGAUCAGGCCUGCGGAGUGUACCUGCCAUGGCGAGCAACAGCAGCUCCUGCUCCACGCCGGGGAGCGGGCAUCUCAACAGCUACCCAGUCCCACACUAUGCAUUUUUCUUUCCACACAUGAUCGGGGGUCUUUCGCCUCCGGGAGCUCUGCCAGGGAUGCAACACCAGCUGCCGGUCAGCGGGUACAGCACGCCUUCACCAGCCACCAUUGAAACACAGAGCACCAGCUCGGAAGAGAUUGUGCCCAGCCCUCCUUCACCGCCCCCACUGCCCCGAAUCUACAAGCCCUGCUUUGUGUGCCAGGAUAAGUCUUCUGGCUAUCACUAUGGGGUCAGCGCCUGUGAAGGAUGCAAGGGCUUUUUCCGCCGCAGCAUCCAGAAGAACAUGGUGUACACCUGUCACCGCGACAAGAACUGCAUCAUCAACAAAGUGACGCGGAACCGCUGUCAAUACUGCCGCCUGCAGAAGUGCUUCGAAGUUGGCAUGUCCAAGGAGUCCGUCCGGAACGACAGGAACAAGAAGAAGAAAGACGCCCCCAAGCAGGAAUGUUCGGAGAGCUACAUCAUCACGCCUGAGGUGGAGGACCUCAUAGAGAAAGUGCGCAAAGCCCACCAGGAGACCUUCCCUGCCCUCUGCCAGCUGGGAAAGUACACCACGAACAACAGUUCGGAUCAGCGGGUCUCUCUCGACAUCGACCUGUGGGACAAGUUUAGUGAGUUGUCCACAAAGUGUAUCAUCAAGACAGUCGAAUUCGCCAAGCAGUUGCCGGGCUUCACCACACUCACCAUCGCCGACCAGAUCACGCUCCUGAAAGCCGCCUGUCUAGACAUCCUGAUCCUACGGAUAUGCACGCGCUACACCCCAGAGCAGGACACCAUGACGUUCUCGGACGGCCUGACGCUCAACCGCACUCAGAUGCACAAUGCAGGCUUCGGGCCCCUCACAGACCUGGUCUUCGCCUUCGCCAACCAGCUACUGCCACUCGAGAUGGAUGACGCCGAAACAGGGCUCCUCAGCGCUAUCUGCCUCAUAUGCGGGGAUCGGCAAGACCUGGAGCAGCCGGACCGUGUGGACAAAUUGCAGGAGCCACUGUUGGAAGCCCUGAAAAUCUACGUGAGGAAGAGGAGGCCUAGCAAGCCCCACAUGUUCCCCAAGAUGCUGAUGAAGAUCACGGACCUGAGAAGCAUUAGCGCAAAGGGUGCCGAAAGAGUGAUCACACUGAAGAUGGAGAUCCCUGGAUCGAUGCCGCCGCUGAUCCAGGAGAUGCUGGAGAACUCAGAAGGCAUGGACACUUUGGGGGCCUCGGCGGGAGCCCCGUCGCGCAUAGGAAGCCUCGCCCCUCCGGGAAGCUGCAGUCCCAGCCUCUCCCCCAGUUCCAACAGAAGCAGUCCUGCCACGCAUUCGCCAUGACCGCACCGGCCACUGGGACAAGCUGCUUGACCCCCACCCUGCCAGCUGCACACUUUGGUCUUUUGCUCCCUGAGGCCGGCCUGGACAAACGUCUGAGGAGCAGGGUUGGGGCAGUUGGAGGGAGGUGGGAGCCGUGGGACAGCUGGCCGCUGCAAGUGGUCUCUCCUCCCUCCCCCUCCACGGCACUGCGUGGGCUGCCGUUGGGCCCAAGGGGGGUGGGCUUACACGUACUGUUCCAUGCCAGCACGCUACCCUUCGUUCAACGGUUCCAGCAAAACAGGGUUCCACUUUUGCAAUGAAGACCCCCUAUUUGUGGGAUGCCCCCCCCUUGGAGAGGCACAGAUCAACUGAUACAGGAAGUUCUGGACUCUGCAGAUAAAGAUCAACGAGCCAAUCUGAAGGACAGAAGCUCAAAAUCUAGGAGCGAGACUUUACAUACAUAUAUAUAUCUAUAUAUAUAUAUAUUAAAAGAAAACCCAACUGAUUACAGAAAAAUUCACCUCCUAUGUGGCACGCAUCCCUCCCCCCCCCCUCGACACACACACACACUCUCACCCUUGUCGUGCACACAUUAUACACCUUCACUAAGGAGUUGCCUGCUUCUUGUUGCAGUGAAAAUGAAGUGGUGUUUUUUUUCUUUUUCUUCCCGGUUGAGUUUGCAUUUCAGAUGUUUCAGGGGAAAGGGUGUAAUGUUUUCUUGUUUUCUGUUUCCUGUUUUUUUAUUUUAUUGCUCCGUUUCCAUCCUCUUUACCCUGCCUUUCCCCACUCCUUGUCCACCCCCCCCACAUGCCUAAAAAAAACCGACACCAGCAAAUAAUUAAAAAAGAAAGAGAGAGAGAAGUAAAAUUAGUUCUUCAGGGUUUUUCUUCUACACACAGAGAGGAGGAGGAGGAGGAGGGAGAGGAGGAUUCAUUCAUUUAAGAAAGAAGAAAUAUUAUAUAUAUAAAUAUAUAUAUAAAAUAUAUAAAUACAUUUUAAAAGAAAACUUUGUAAAAGUUUGGAAUUUGGAGGAUUUCUAGGAGGAGGGUGUGGCAAGGAGAAAAUCAGAGUGGGUGGGACACAGAUUCUCCUACGGGCUGGGUCAUACAGUAAUUUUCUUUUAAAAUGCUAACACCGUAUUAUCUAGCCACAGUUGAGUACUUUUAAAAUCCGUGUGAGAUAAAAGGUACUUAACUUUGGCUGGGUUUGUGUUGUUUGCCUAUGGGCUUCUUCUAUCAAUGGACAGAACGUUUCUUCAAGAAGGCACUGAAAAUAUUUGCGGGGGGGGGCGGGGACAAGACUGGGUUAUGAAUGCUGCGAUAGAAGUUCCUUUGAGCAAAAGGCCUCCAGCUUUCUGAAGGUAAAAAGGUAAAGGGACCCCUGACCAUUAGGUCCAGUCGUGACCGACUCUGGGGUUGCGGCGCUUAUCUCGCUCUAUAGGCCAAGGGAGCCGGCGUACAGCUUCCAGGUCAUGUGGCCAGCAUGACAAAGCCGCUUCUGGCAAACCAGAGCAGCGCAUUGAAACGCUUGGAGCAGUACCUGUUUAUCUACUUGCACUUUGACGUGCUUUCGAACUGCUAGGUUGGCAGGAGCAAGGACCGAACAACGGGAGCUUACCCCGUCGCGGGGAUUCGAACAGCCGACCUUCUGAUCUGCAAGCCCUAGGCUCAGUGGUUUAACCCACAGCGCCACCCGCGUCCCUUUCUGAAGGUAGGGGUGUAAAAAAAAAAAACCCCAAACCCAGCAUUGUGCACUGUUUCACGUUUUCACUAAACAACCCCCCCACAACACCCCACCCCCCAAAUCUUAAGAUUACCUUUUAUAAGAAUUGUCACAAAGCGUUUUGUGAGGGGAAAUAUCUCUCUGUUCCUGGGGCUCCUUUCACUUUGUUCUUUUCUGGGAAGAAUAGUUUGUGCCUGCCCCCCCUUUUUUUUAAGGCAGGAGGGAUAAAAGCCAGCCAGGACUUUUAAAGAGCCAAUUUGAGAGGCUUACACAAUCCCAGUAAAAGUGUGGGUCCUUUUCCCUCUUCUUUUAAACCCGCUUCACCCUUGUGCCACAUCACAAACCACUUGACACCACACCUGGGUAAAGGCAGGGUGGAUGGGGGCUGCUUUUCCAGAAGAGCAGCGCUAAUUCUGCCAUCCCUAUGCCCAGGGCUAGCUGGCUCCCAUUGGACUCAGUGGGAUUUGCCUUUGAAUAGACACAGCAUUGCCCUGUAAGGCUGCCGUUCUGUACACCUGGAAUCAAGCCCCAUUGGGCCCAGCCACACUUGCUUCUGAGUAGAUGUGUAUAGGACAGCUAUCUAAAAGAACAGCCCUCCUGCUGCUCAGAAUGAAGUCCUGCUGGGUUGAGCAGGACUUGAACCCAGGUCACUGGGUACAGAAUGGCAGCCUUCAGACCUUUGGGGUUUGUAGAACUAGUUCCAAGCUGCUCUGGAUCCUGGCCGAGAAGUUUCAGACGAAAGGCAAGGAAAACUCCCGAUUUAUCUGUAGAUUCAAAACAGAAAUUGUCACCACACUUAAGAGGAAAGAAAAAUGUGACUGGCUCCAUGUAAGGAUGAGGGAUUUGGGUGGGGGAUCGGAGAAGGGCCCACACACAAAAUUGUUAUUGAUUUUUGUGUCUUUGAAUCUACAAACAUAAAAUUGGGGUGAGGGUUGAAGCAAGAACACAGACACACACCCAGUGCUCCUUCCUCAAUUCAAAGAACAUGUGCUGCACACCUCUCAGAUAUGUAUAUAAAGCUGUUAUUUCAUAUAAAAAAAUACCUGUGAGCUUAAAUCCUCCCAUAAUUGCUGCAUUUGGUUGGGGGGCAGUGGUGAGUGUGAGAAAGAGACAAAAUUAUUUUGUUUGUUUAUUUAAACAGCUGUUUUCUGAAAGUGAAUUAAGUUUGCUCAGCCAAUGCUUAAAAGGCCCUUUUUAUUUUUUUAAAAAAGUGGGGGGUUAGCCAAGGCAGUCAAAUGAAUUAUGGUCGUUCAGUAGAACCUCCAUACACUGAACCAGCGUAUCUCUGAAUAACAGCUGCCAGGGACAAUUGGCGGGGUGUGUGUGUGUGUAAAGCUUCAGGCCUUGCUUACGAACUUUCAGAAGUAUCUGUAAAAAUAGAACACUGGACUAGAUGCACAAUUUUUUGCAUCCACCAAAUGCUUUGUUCCAGCCCUGGUACGGCCACAUCUGGAAUGCUGUGUGUGGUUCAGCUCAAUUCAAGAAAGAAGUUGGCAAGAUGGGAACGAUAUAAAUCGACAAUGACAGCAACAACAAAUAAAGUGUGGUAGGGAAGUUGCACCCAUCCAGGUGGUUGUUGUUAGACACCUGCUCCCAUCUAACAAAUACCGAGGGCGCACAGGCAAGAAAAAUUGUAUGCAGCCUGACAAACUGAAGUUACUAUUAUGUCGACUUUGCAGUCUCAAGAAAACAGGCCUCUAGUCCUUCCACCUGUAUAUCCGGAGGGAAAGGUGCUGAUGGAGAAAACACCCUGACCACACACACACACACACACACACACACACAUGCAACUUUGCAUGCAGCAGGAGAUAGUAAGCGGAAGCCUCUAACUCAAGAGUAAGUCCCAUUGAGCUCCGUGAGACUUGACUUCUGAGUAGGCACAUCCUCAGAUUACACACUGAUGCACAAACACACCCCAAUUACUUGUCGGCUUCUAAUAUAUUGGAGGCUGAUUACAAGUCAGUGCAAUGUGAUGAAAUUAAUUUCAACUUCACAUGUGCAUCAAAAAGGUCUAAAUUGACUGUAACUGCAAUAGCUACUUUGAUCACACGGAGAGAGAAAUCCGCUCAUGGACAAUAAUCUGCCCAGUUUUAUGCUUUUCACAAUGAAGAAUGCCAGCUCAUCGUUGGGAACUCUUAGGGAAAGGGCGGAAAAUAGCCAAUGUUUCAAUUUGGAAGGCUGCGAAAUUAUAAACGGUCUGGAGUAAGUUAGCCAAGAACUCAACACCAUGCAGUGAAAUUGAGUGGCAAGGCAAAAAUAUAGAUAUUCCAACGCACCAUGCAACAUCUGAUUAAUUUAAGGGUUUUAUAUGCACAGUAUGUAGUGAUCACCAGUAGAUUAGCUGGCUUUUUCAGGAUUAUUGUUUAUUGAUAGCUGGUUACAGUAGUUAAGAAUGGAGCCUCCACAUCUAGAGAUAGUAUACCUCUGAAAUUGCCGGAAGCAAAUGGGACCCAAAUCUCCAUUAUGUCAUUCUUGCAAACUUUCCAGAGCAUUUGCCUGGCCACAAAGGCAGAACGGUGGAGUAAAAUGACUUUGUCCUCGGCUGAGCAAGGCAGUUCUUGUGUUCCAAAGAGAUACUGCCUGGUGAAGUGUUCUGUGACACUCCAAAGCUUACGCAGCCAUUUCAAGCCACCUAGAUGGGUCUAAAAAAAAAAGCUCCGGGAUAAUGACUUCGGGGCUAGUGUCACUUGGCUAUCCGAGGAAGCUGGAAUUCAGAUGCUAGGAGCCAAAUUUUUGAAAAGCAACUCUCUUAAAAACAGAAACUAAACGUGUUUGCCCUAGAUUGAGCAAAAGAUGCUCCAGGGCAGGCAUCCCCAAACUGCGGCCCUCCAGAUGUUUUGGCCUACAGCUCGCAUGAUCCCUAGCUAAGAGGACCAGUGGUCAGGGAUAAUGGGAAUUUUAGUCCAAAACAUCUGGAGGGCCGAAGUUUGGGGAUGCCUGCUCCAGGGCAUUCCCACUCCUCUCAGAUAUUUUAAAAAGCAAGGGCUUCCAGGUGAGAGGGGAUGCUCGAUCUUGUGCAUCUUUGAAAAUUGUUUAAAAAACCAGGUUUCAGCAGAGGCUAAAGAGCAGAACAAAUACCAUAUUGGUUUGAAUACAAGUCUCACCCCCCCCCAAUUCUUACCAUGAAAAGUUAAAGUGCAGCUUAAAUUCAUGACCUUACAAAAAAUGGAUUGUACGAUAUCACUGCUGAAACAGACAGAGGGGGUGAGUGCCUGCGGAAUUUUAAGGGAGCGGCUUAUAUUCGGGUAUUGUCUUUCUCCCCCCCCCCCCCCUGAAUUUUAAAAGGUGCGGCUUAUAUUCAGGCCAAUACAGUAUAAAUAUUUUUGCUCCAGUAUAACCCGAGUUCUGUGUCCCAGCCCCCUGGGAAUUGCAUUAAGUCCACUUGAGAAUGCCGACGCCCCACUCUGCUUUACACACAUCCAGCCCCAAAUACUAGACACUGGGUCACUGCCAGCUGAGCUUUUAAUUGAGCGUUCACCCCGAGUUGUUUGCACAAAGCUUGCAAGGGUGUUAGCCAGCGAGUUAAGCAGCAUGCAGAUAACUUUGCGGGGAGGUUAGCCAACGCAUCAAGCAAUUGUUGCUUUCCAGUGCAUCUCCUUACUUAAAAGGGAAGCGGAUUUGCUGCACGAGAGCACCAAAUCAUGCGUAAGUGCACAACCUGAAUCUGCCGGGUACGUGAUUGAAUCCCAUCCCAAAAUAGUUUACAGCUUGAAAGCAUUCUGGGCUAGGCUCCUGCUGAGAGCAAGUGCUCCUUGACACAACUCAUUGUUCAAUUGCAAACUGUCUGCCGCCCUGGGAUCCUAUGGAAGCUUUCCUCUGCAAUGGCAUCUAUUUGCCUAAAGUGAAUUCUGCCCCCAAGUGGGGCAGGGCAGCGAGCAAAGAAGGAAGAGCAGAGCAGUGAUGGCUCGAGGCGAAGUGGACCUUUAAGAGAAGCAGGUGGCUUGACAGGUGAGGAAGAGGGAGGCAGAUUGAGGCGGAGGAGCCUGAGCAAAAGGGCUGGAUGGAAGGAAUCCAGUUAGAAUGAGGCAAAAAGGAAAGGUAGGGUGAGUAAGGGUGGCUGAUUAUGCAUUGCCAAGAAAGGAGGACAUAGAUUUGCAUUAAAUGGUGUAUGAGUAUUGUUAUG